Messenger RNA from Danio aesculapii, 3058 nucleotides. It is a transcript of the gene ccnt2b, whose product is annotated as cyclin T2b. Lineage: Eukaryota; Metazoa; Chordata; Actinopteri; Cypriniformes; Danionidae. Gene Ontology annotation, molecular function: cyclin-dependent protein serine/threonine kinase activator activity. The record is from RefSeq and is a predicted model, not a curated record. The transcript is spliced from 9 exons. Gene Ontology annotation, biological process: positive regulation of DNA-templated transcription, elongation; regulation of transcription by RNA polymerase II. The coding region runs from base 14 to 1726 and encodes 570 amino acids. Gene Ontology annotation, cellular component: nucleus; cyclin/CDK positive transcription elongation factor complex.
GGAAGCGGGUGGGAUGAUGGCGGCGGUGCAGCGGGGCUCCAGCAAAUGGCUCUUCACCCGAGAACAGUUCGAGAACACGCCGUCCCGCCGCUGCGGAGUCGAGCCCGACCGCGAGCUCUCCUACCGACAGCAAGCCGCCAACCUGAUCCAGGACAUGGGACAGAGAUUAAACGUAUCCCAGCUUACGAUAAACACUGCAAUCGUCUAUAUGCACCGGUUUUACAUGCUUAAUUCCUUUACAAAAUUCCAUAGAAAUAUCAUUUCUCCCACCACACUAUUUUUGGCUGCUAAAGUGGAGGAGCAACCCAGAAAACUUGAACAUGUUAUUAAAGUAGCGCAUGCUUGCCUGAACCCUCACGACCCUCCUUUGGACUCCAAGAGCAGUGCAUAUCUCCAGCAGGCUCAGGAGCUGGUGCUGUUGGAGACUAUAGUGCUGCAGACACUCGGGUUUGAGAUAACAAUAGAGCAUCCACACACUGAUGUGGUGAGAUGUACCCAGCUAGUGCGAGCGAGCAAGGAUUUGGCCCAGACCUCCUAUUUCAUGGCUACCAACAGUCUACAUUUGACCACCUUCUGCCUGCAGCACAAACCCACAGUGGUGGCGUGUGUUUGUAUUCACCUGGCCUGCAAGUGGUCCAAUUGGGAGAUUCCCGUCUCUUCAGAUGGGAAACAUUGGUGGGAAUAUGUGGACCGGGCUGUGACUCUGCAACUGCUUGAUGACCUGACUCAUGAGUUUCUCCAGAUCCUGGAAAAAACACCAAGCAGAUUAAAAAGAAUCAGAAACUGGCGGGCCACACAAGCUGCCAAGAAACCAAAACUUGACAACCAAUCACUAGACGGCUCUUUCCAAUCUCUCAACCAGGACACCUCGUUGAUGAGUAGCAUGUGUGACCUGGGAGCGGGCAUGUAUUCUGACCCGUCCAACUCUUUCCCGUUGGAUGGUGCUUCACUGUCUCUUAAUGGCCUGUCGAACUUGCAGAGUUCUGCUUUCGGCUUUCCUGCACCAAUCUCUCAAACUGCCGAUGCUUUUCUUGCGCUCCAGACGGCUCCGACAAGCAAACAUGGACAUAGCUCUGCCACUCUGGCUCCUCAGAAACUCACUCUAGAGAAAUACCGUGAAAAGCAUGCGGCCGAAUUAGAACAGAGACGCAGACAUGAAGAAGAGGACAGUGAUCAACAUCGAAAGCAUGGCCAUUUGACAUCCGAGCCGUCUACAUCUAUCAAGCUGAAGUAUAAUCAACAGCAGGUACUGGAGCGACCGUCGAAGAGCGGGUCGCUCAAACGACGACACCCUUCCUCAUCAGAGAAUGGUUCUGCUAGUCAAGAAGAGCUAAAAAUGAAGAUCAAGGUAUCGUCUGACAGUAGCGGCAGUAGUAAGAGCCGUCACAGUCCGCGCUCCAGCAGGGAGAAACAUCGCGAACAUUCAUCCCACAAAACAGCGAGACACGAUUCGUCUCACUCGCAUGGUAGUCAUCACCACCACCACCAUCACCACCAUCAUUCAUCCAAAUCUCACAGAUCUUCCAAGAGCCACUCCUCCUCCGCCUCCAUAUCCGUCAAUCAAGCGAUAGGCCAACCCCAGUUGGCGAAGAUUGACAGGAGGAUGGGGGAGGGGCACGGUUCUGAGCCCAAUGCUGCUUUAAUAAAUAAUGGUCCACACAUGGAUUAUGAAGACACUUUUAAUAUGCUUGAUUCCCUAUUAAAUGCACAAAACUUCCAAAUUUAAAGGAAAAAAAUCUGACGUUUUUUACAUAAACCCUCAAAAAAACGUACGAUUGUCGUUCUCGUGCUAAUUUUAUGCAAGAAUCACUCGUUCGUUACAUGUCAUAGUCUCUUUAAUUGGUUUUAUCACUGAAGUUAAAGAAAAACUACAAGGUGAAGGUUGUGACGACGUUUUAGUUUGAGCAACAAUUGUGAAUUUACGACUUUAAACUUUCGUAGAGCUUGCUAAAAAGAGAUUGCGAAAAGCCUUCGGCGAUCUUGAAGUGUUUUAGUUGGAAAAGCGCAAUGUGAUAAAGUAUGUAUGUUCUUCAUGCUUGAUUGAUAUUUUUUCGUUUAUCAAAGGGAUGAAAAUAGAAACGUGUGACUGUUUACAAAAGGAAGGUGCAGAUAUCUGUUCACUGUUAUUUGUAUCGAUAUAUAUCUAUGUCUAAUUCUAUUUCACGAAUGCUCAGGUUUGUAGGUUCUUAAAGGUAAAAACUUCACGAAACUUCACAAAUUUUAGCUGGAAUUUCGCAAAAAUGCCUGUACACAAUUCCAUUAUAUAGCUUUCCAUAUAUUGUAAAUUUUAUUGUACUGUAAAGUAUCCGUUUUACAUUAUCCUUUGUUAGAAAGCCGCACCGAUGACAUCAAGGGUCUUUUUGCGUAGUAAUUAUGUCUUACAAUUUUUAAGACAUUUAUGCUUGUAAUUCGUUUUCUCUUUUUUGACCCUUUACAGUAGUGGAAAGCAAAAUGUCAUUUUUUUUCACUGAGAAAUUCUUUGUUUUGUUUCGUGUGCCAGGUUUGAACGGUCAAGAUCACGUCCCAGAAUUAUCAGCUGAUCUAUUUCUGUUCAUCAUGGUGUGCGUCGAGCCUUAAAACUGUAUGAUAGAGAUUUUAGCAGCCUGUGUGUGUAAAUGUCCCAUUUCCUAUGAUCUCAGUAUUUAAGAUUUGAUUUACGUUCCCAUCUUCUCUCCUCAUUGGCUGCUGAUUCUGAUUGGUUAAUAAGUGGGCUCCCAUUCAGAUCAAGCAGCAGUUAACUUAGUUUUCUGUCCGGUGCUCUUAAAACUGCAUUGGGACCAUUUUGAGGGUUUUGGAUGGAGGGUAAAGAGGAGAUUUUUCACUCUCUAGAUGUGGCCUAGACUCCUGUUGUGCUGUUAAAAAACCUCUCACCAGAUACCAAAGGUUUGUGCCUCAGUGUUUGCCCACCGUUGGAACUGUAUGAAACUUUUAGGUUUCUGUCUUUUAUUAUUUUAUUUUAUUGGAAUGCCACAGUUCUUUAUAAUAGUGUUAGAUCUGAGUCUGUAUGGAUGAUGUUUUGGAUUGUCUAAUAAACAUCCAAGAAAAUUGCGUAUCAAAA